Zootermopsis nevadensis is the source of this 1056-nucleotide messenger RNA. Its product is annotated as putative defense protein Hdd11. Gene Ontology annotation, cellular component: membrane. NCBI's taxonomy places the organism in Eukaryota, Metazoa, Arthropoda, Insecta, Blattodea, Termopsidae. The record is from RefSeq and is a predicted model, not a curated record.
UUGCACACGCCUUGCAAAUCACGACCUUCCUUCAUGUUCCCCCUCUCCACAUAUUUCCAGCAGUAUACAACUUCCAGCUGGCUUGGUCCAGCACAUUUCUUGAUUUCGCCUCGAAGCAAAGAGACCGCUGUUGAACAGGACAUGAUGACGGUGUCAUAUGGACUGUGCGUUUUACUGCUGGCUGUGAUUCCUGCAUACAUUACUGCUUACAAAUCUGGAGCUCCUGAGUCUGUAUGUGGCUCCAUGAUACCAGACCACCAUUCCGAACCUAAGUCUGAACCAUCACCCUACACCAUCACUCCUAAUAAGCUUAACAUUGAGGCUGGCAAAUCCAUAGAAGUGACCAUCUCUGGAACUGAUAACACCAAAUUCAGAGGAUACUUUAUUCAAGCUCGUGUGGGUAACACUCCCAUUGGAAAAUUUGCGACGGGGCCAGAAAUCAACUUGGUCGACUGUGGCAGUGGAGUCGGGUCUGCUGCCACCCACACUGACAACAGAGACAAAGACUCAAUUACAUUAAAUUGGACGGCACCUGCUCGUCUCUCAGAAAGUGUUCGUUUCCGAUGUGCAGUGCAUAGGGUGCGGUUCCGUACUACUUUUGUAAAAACUGGGCCUGAAUACUGGGUUGGUCAAGAAUCUGAUCCCAUCACUGUAAAAUAAAGGUAUACAAUGAUGUUACUAAUAGAGGGACACCUCUAAACAAUUCCAGUAUAACAGAAUUGGGACAUCUGAUUUAUAAGAAGAUGGCUACAGUAUAAAUAAAUUUCACCGCCAGACUGACAGAAGCAAGUCCAAAAAGAAAUGUCGAAACACAAUUUGCAUUUACACUUUACAUACAACUUUUAUAAUGCACAGAAUACUUUCAAUAGUUGUAGCUUUUCAUAUCACAGUUUACAAUUCACUUAAAGGUUUAUCACGUAAAUAUGCUUGAUAGUACCUAGAGGCAAUUAUAAACUGAUAAUCUGUAUGUACUGAUGCAUUUCUUGUAUUCAAAUAUAAGGCAGAUGUAAUAUAAUUCUACAAUUCCUUAAUAAACUAAAACCAAUGUUCCACUAA